CUUAUCGCCGCAGUGUUUGCCUAUAGGUUAAAGUAGUAGAAGCCAGAAUAGAACCAAGUACACAGAAGGAAGUGCAGUAAUAAACCGAUUAUUUUUUAUUAAUUGAUGACGUUCGAGAAUCAAUUUCGUCACAUAUAAGCACAGGAUUUAAACCUUUCAGCAGUUAGCUGCUGUCAGAUUGAAUUGAAUACACCGUUUUGGAUUAUAAAGCUAAGAAGAAAUUUAGUUGAUUCUUGAGGACGCAAACAUUGGAUAAAAAUAUAAUUUAUUACAAAAUUCGCCUAAAAUGACAACGUCAUAUUAGUCAAAACAAGUGAAACAUUACAAUGGGAAAGUUUAAAGUUAUGGGUUUAAUCACCCUAGUAGGGAUUAUUUGCUGGGCUACUCCGUGCGUCGGACUGUGUCCAAAGGAAUGUAUAUGUCAGGGAAAUUCUGUUGAUUGCAGCUUUAGAGGGUUAAAAAUGGUCCCCAGAGACAUUACUAAAACUACAGAAAGAUUGGAUUUGCAGGGUAAUAAUAUCACAAUCAUACGCCGUGGUGAUUUCAACGGUCUUAAAAGACUGAGAAUUUUACAACUUCUUGAUAAUCAGAUCGAGACAAUUGAAAAGGGGGCGUUCCAAGACUUAACUGCAAUGGAAAGAUUACGUUUGAACCGCAACAAACUUGCCUAUAUUCCUGAUUUGCUGUUCGCUAACAUGGGAAAGCUGUAUCGACUGGACCUUAGCUACAACAAACUUAAAGUAAUUACAAGAAAGACAAUAAAAGGAGCACCUUUACUUAAAAAUCUACAAGUUGACAACAAUCAGAUCUCAUGCAUAGCUGGAGCAGCUAUAAGAGGACUAAAGGAUAUGGAAAUAAUUACAUUUAACAAGAACAACAUUACAACAUUAGCCAGUGAUAUGUUUGACAGUAUGCACAAGCUUCGUGUCACGAGACUUGCAGACAAUGCAUUGAACUGUGACUGCCAUCUAUCCUGGCUUGCAAAAUGGCUGAGAAGUCAUCCAAAACUUGGACUGUUCACUAAGUGUGGCGUCCCACAUCACUUGAAAAGUGCAAAUGUUGCUGAACUUAGAGAUAAUGAUUUUAAAUGCAAUGAUGUAGAGGUGCCAGACCAAGAUGAUUGUUAUGCUGAGCCCAUCUGUCCCGCUAAGUGUGUCUGCUCUGAGAGCAUUGUUGAUUGUCGUGACAAGGGUCUUACAGAUAUCCCAGAUAAUAUACCAGAGCUAACUACGGAAUUACGUUUAGAGCAGAACCAGAUAACGCGGGUAUCAUCCAAAGCUUUCAUGGAAUACAAACGAUUGAGGAGAAUAGAUCUAAGCAACAAUAUGAUAUCAUUCCUUGCCCCAGAUGCCUUUGUUGGCCUGAAGUCUCUAAACUCUCUAGUACUGUAUGGUAACAAGAUUACAGAUUUACCCCCAGGAAUAUUUAAAGGAAUGACAUCCCUACAACUUUUACUGUUAAAUGCCAACAAAAUAUCUUGCGUUAGGACUGACACGUUUGAGGACCUUUCACACUUGAAUCUUCUGUCCCUUUAUGACAACAAGAUUCAGUCCCUCGCAAAUGGCUCAUUCACUCCUCUGAAAAAUAUACAAACCCUGCAUUUGGCAAGAAACCCAUUUAUCUGUGACUGUAACUUGAGAUGGCUAUCUGAAUACCUCCAUACACAUCCGAUCGAAACUAGUGGGGCCAGAUGUGACACCCCACGACGAAUGCAACGCAAAAAAAUUGGUCACAUUCGUGAUUCGAAGUUCAAGUGUAAGGGUGGUGAAGAGCAUAGGACAAAACAUGCUGGAGAGUGUAUGGUCGACAGAGACUGUCCAAAGAUGUGCAUAUGUGAGGGUACUACUGUGGAUUGUUCUGGAAGGAGGCUGACCAAGAUACCUGAGGAUCUUCCUUCCUACACAACAGACUUGAAGCUGAUGGAUAACUUCAUAACAACUGUACCAAAUGGUGGCAUAUUCAAGAGAGUUCCACAUCUUCAGAAAGUAGAUUUUCGAAACAAUAAAAUUGAUUCGAUAGCUGAUGGGGCAUUUGAAGGUGCAGAUGUACUUAGUGACCUGCAAUUAACAGAAAAUAAACUGCAUUUUCUGAAUGGUGGAAUGUUUAAAGGAUUGAAAAGUCUAAGAACUUUGAUGCUGAGAAGUAACAAGAUCAGCUGUGUGACCAACACUACAUUCACAGAUCUCAAUUCCAUGAGAUUAUUGUCUUUAUAUGAUAACCAGAUACGUUGUAUACAGCCAGGAUCCUUCGAUAGACUUCAAUAUCUUUCUACAUUAAACCUCCUCUCAAAUCCAUUUAACUGUAAUUGUAAUUUGGGAUGGCUCUCUAAUUGGCUACAGAAACGUAACAUUGUGACAGGAAACCCUCGCUGUGCAGUGCCAUCUUUACUCAAAGACAUGGCUAUCCAGGAACUCAAACCAACAGACUUCAAAUGUGAAAAACUUGGUGAAAAUUCUGUGGCCUGCCACUCAGGGGCGCCUCUAUGCUGCACAAAGGCUGGGCUUGGUGAAUAUGAAAAAAGCUGUGAUCCCCGAGCAUACUGCCCUGCUAAGUGCCAAUGCACUGGUACUGUUGUACGUUGCAGCCGACAAAGCCUAGCAGAAAUUCCCGCUGAUAUUCCCCUAGAUACCACAGAACUGUACCUAGAUGUGAAUCAGAUUAAGGAAAUCCCACCAUAUUUGGCACGCUUAACUAAACUCACCUGGAUUGAUCUUUCCCACAAUUCUUUGAUGUCUCUGCCGGAUUAUGCAUUCGCUAAUCUCUCAUCCUUGAGUACUUUAAUCCUGAGCUACAACAAGCUUCAAUGUAUCACAAAGACAAGUUUUGCUGGCCUUAAGAAAUUGAGACUGUUAUCCCUGCAUGAGAAUGACAUUUCCACAAUGCCUUAUGGGUCUUAUGAUGAUCUCACCUCUCUGACGCAUAUUGCUCUAGGUGACAAUCCCUUAUAUUGUGACUGUAAUCUAAAGUGGCUCUCUGACUGGGUUCGCAUGAAGAAGGAUUACAUUGAACCAGGAAUCGCCAAAUGUGCAGGACCAGAUGAGAUGAAACAUCAACUGAUUCUUACAACUUUGCCUGAUAAAUUCCUCUGCAAAGAAAAUCCUGAUCCUGCGAUCCAAUCAAAAUGUGACAUUUGCUACACAAAACCAUGCAAGAAUGGCGGCAAAUGUAUGUUGCAUAGUUACAACAACUAUACCUGCCAAUGUAUCGAUGGCUACCAUGGCAAUAAUUGCCAAAAUGAGAUUGAUGCUUGUUAUGGGAAUCCGUGUGAAAAUGGUGGCAAGUGCAACAUCAUUGAGAAUGGCAGAUUUUCAUGCCAGUGUCUGGCAGGAUUUGAAGGCUACAGGUGUGAGGUGAAUAUAGAUGACUGCAAAAGUCACAUGUGCCUCAACAAUGCAACAUGCAUUGACCAAGUAGAGACAUACAGCUGUAAAUGUAGGAAAGGCUUUGCAGGUGCAUUUUGCGAAAAGAAAAUCAAGUUCUGCAGUGACUUUAACCCAUGCCAGAAUGAGGCUGAGUGCGUGGACUUAGAGACUGAUUAUAUGUGUGUAUGCCCAGAAGGUAUCACAGGACGCAACUGUUCUAUCAGUGCAAAUGACUGUAUCAACAAUUUGUGCCAAAAUGGUGCCACGUGUGUGGACAAGAGGAAUAUGUACAUAUGUAAAUGUCCCAGAGGUUUCUCUGGUCAUUACUGUGAGAUAGAACCAGAACCAUCCAGUGACACACAGUAUGAUACGACUCAGGCUUGCGAGUUCCAUGACUGUAAGAAUGGAGGAAAAUGCUAUGUCCCUCACCAUUCCAACGAAUAUGCCUGCAAAUGUACCCCAGGUUUUGAAGGCAAGAAAUGUGAAAAACUAAUAAGCAUCAGUUUCCAACAUAUUGACUCAUACGCUCGUCUGCCUGCCCUCGACAAUGUCCCAGAUGCAAACGUCACUAUCAGGUUGGCCACAAUGAAAGAAAAUGGCAUCAUCAUGUACUGGGGAGCUGAAUCACAUGUGGCAGUUGAACUAUUCCAUGGACGUGUCCGAAUCAGCUAUGAUGUCGGAAAUUACCCAGUAUCCACAAUGUUCAGUUUCGAGAAAGUUAACAAUGGAAAAUUCCAUACUUUGGAACUUUUGAUGAUCAAGCAGAACUUUACACUGCGAAUUGAUGGGCAUCAACCAAGAACAAUACUCAAUGAGGGCAAAAAGGAUUAUUUAGUGUCUGAGCAGAUGAUGUUUCUAGGGGGUCUUCCAACAGCUAUCAAGUCUAAUGCAUUCAGUAAAUGGCACAUCAGAGAUGACAGCAGCUUCAAUGGUUGCUUCAAACAAGUCAUAAUAAAUGGUAAACUGAUGGACUUCUCUCCCCUUGACACCCACCAUCGUUUAAUGCCAGGAUGCCCCGUCAUGGAGAAACCAGAACCUUGCGAAAAAAAUAAAUGUGAAUUUGGCAAAUGUCGCCCAUUGAAAGACCCUAGUCCAGGUUCUACUUACAGAUGUGAUUGUAGGAAGGGAUACACUGGGACUUUCUGCGAGAUAGAGCCCACUUGUCGAGGUAUAGAAUACAGAGAAAUAUAUAUCGACCCAAAGACUGGUUGCAAAUCCAGGUCAAAAGUGAAACAUCGAAAAUGUGAAGGCACAUGUGGCAAAUAUUGUUGCAAACCUAAAAAGAUCAAAACUCGCAAAGUGAGACUAUUUUGUGGAGAUGGUACAAAUUAUAUUCACUCCAUGCCAAUAAUACGGAAGUGUGGUUGCAGGUCAUGUACAGGCUGAGUGAACAGGCUUUAUAUAUAUUAUAUCUACAGUAUAUAGCACCAACAGAGAAUCUAUGUGUACAUAAUAUGUGUGUAUUUAAUAUAUUGUCAACAAUGUGUUCUACCUCCCACAGAGAAGCAUCAAGAACAUCUUAACUCUAUAAGAGUGAAGUCUCCAUCAGCUUUUGAAUAGUAAACUAUUCAGUGUUCAAUGAAAAUCUGCACUGGCUUUUGAAGAGUUAAAUCUGCCCUUCUAGUCAAUAGCGAGUCUUCACUGGUCAAUGAAAAGUUGAAUCUUCAAUGGCUUGUGAAGAGUUAAAUCUUAACUGUGCUGGGAAAAGUUAAAAUCUUAAAUGCUCUUGCCAAUAAAGAGUUAAACCUAGACUGCCCUAUCCCAUGAAGAGUUAAUUCAGCACUGGAUAGAUCAAUGAGGAUCAGGAUGGCUUUUCUAAGAAAAUGUCUCAAGCAGAUGUUACAAUGCAUCAUACAGGUGUUACAACACAUCAAUCAGGUGUUACAUUGCAUCAUACAGAUGUUGUAAUACAUCAUAAAGGUGUCACAAUACAUCAAGUAGAUGUUACAGUACUUUAUACAUCAUCAUCAUACAGGUGCUACAAUACAUCAUACAGAUGUUAC
Messenger RNA from Owenia fusiformis, 5365 nucleotides. The record is from the annotation of a GenBank genome assembly. Lineage: Eukaryota; Metazoa; Annelida; Polychaeta; Sabellida; Oweniidae.